Bemisia tabaci is the source of this 1370-nucleotide messenger RNA. It is a transcript of the gene Membrin, whose product is annotated as golgi SNAP receptor complex member 2. Gene Ontology annotation, biological process: vesicle-mediated transport; vesicle fusion. The record is from RefSeq and is a predicted model, not a curated record. Gene Ontology annotation, cellular component: SNARE complex; endoplasmic reticulum membrane; Golgi apparatus. Gene Ontology annotation, molecular function: SNAP receptor activity; SNARE binding. Lineage: Eukaryota; Metazoa; Arthropoda; Insecta; Hemiptera; Aleyrodidae.
UUGUUUUGAUUCAGGAGCAUGGAACGUAAACACUACACGUCAAAUUCAGAAUAUCAGUGAUUUUUUUGUAAUUAGUGCGGUCCUUGUAAUUCCAUUAAAUUUUAUAGUGAAACCUGAACUAUAGUACACUUUUUAUAGUGGUUAAUCUUUUUAGCGGUGGUUUGUCACCAUGGCUGAAGUGGACUCUCUGUACAAUCAAACCAGUCGGCUCAUUCAGGAAACGCAAGAACACUUUUACAGAUUGGAUAGAGCCAAACAUUCCAUUCCAGAAUUUGAAGCAAUUGAAGCUGAGAUCAGGACUAAAGUGGACAUCAUUGCGAGAAAUUGCAACAGGUUAGAUAUUUUAUGCCACAAAGAGCCUGUCUCAAGGAGAAGACAUCUAAGCAUAAAGAUUGAACAGUUGAAGUACGAUCAUCGGCAUAUUUCAUCUGCUCUCCAGUCUGUGCGGUAUGAGUGGGACCGAAAUUUACAAGAGCAACGGCAACGGGAAGAACUUCUACAACAGAGUUUCACUUACAAUCGAAACUCAGAUGCAACAACGAUAUUAGUGGAUCAUUCAAUUCAUCAUCAAAAUUCUUUACAAAAUGCCAAUAGAGGAGUAGACGAUCUCAUCAGUUCCGGUUCCAGUAUUUUAGAUAAUCUACGAGAUCAACGCAACACUAUUAAAGGGGCUCACAGGAAAAUUCUGGAUAUCGCCAAUACUCUAGGCUUGUCUAAUACCACAAUGAGAUUCAUUGAAAGGAGGCGGACUGAGGAUAUGUAUAUUCUAUUUUUGGGCAUGUUUAUAACUUUAGUCAUUAUUUUUUUAAUUAUUUAUUACUUUUAAAAUGCCUGUCCUCGGCUGAUUUUGAAGGAAGUUUUUUCAAUGGGGCUCUAUUUGAAUUGGACGGAUUUGACACUAAUCACAUUUUACCUAACUGUAUUUCAUGUUGCAUGAUUCCCUCUCAUGUUUAAUUUUUUUAACAGAGAACUAGGCCAUGAAACUUCUUUAAACCCUCUACGAAUUUACCUGUGACUCUGAAGAGAGUGCUCAUAAAAUUUCAAGUUUCAAUUUUGCAGUGUUCUGCUUAAAAAAUUACAUGUAAGAGAAAAUAGGCAAUGUCUGAUUUUGUUAGGCUGAUUUAUUGACAAUUAAAUACAAAUUUGAAGGCUGCUUCAAUUUGUGAUCAGUGCAUAAAGACAUCUACAUUUUGUUUGUAUUGUCGGUAAUUCCUAUUCAUUUAUUUGUAUAAUUUAUAUAAUAGCAGGCGUAUCGGUAAAUCUGUAUUGUUACAAAAUUUAGUCUCAAGGUUGAACACUUGUUAAAAUUUUAAAGGCAUGUUAUUUGGUAAAUCUGCUGUCUGCAUUAAAAGGUACUGUUAAUUUUGCAA